Molecule: messenger RNA, 1491 nt
Organism: Chenopodium quinoa (quinoa)
Lineage: Eukaryota; Viridiplantae; Streptophyta; Magnoliopsida; Caryophyllales; Amaranthaceae
Exons: 2
Coding region: 1-1491 (496 amino acids)
Molecular function (GO): nucleic acid binding; RNA-DNA hybrid ribonuclease activity
Source: RefSeq, a predicted model, not a curated record
AUGAAGUUGAAUCCGGAGAAGUGUGUGUUUGGGGUCAAAUCAGGGAAAUUCUUGGGCUUUAUGGUCAGUGAACGGGGGAUAGAUGCAAAUCCAGAUAAGGUGAAUGCGGUACUCCAAAUGAAACAACCAAAAACCAUUCAUGAUAUACAGAGAUUGACUGGAAGGAUGGCAGGAUUGACCAGAUUUAUCAGCAAGUCAGCCGACAAGGCGCUUCCGUUUUUCAUGGUACUAAGAAAGAACAAGGCAUUCGAGUGGGGAAAGGAACAGAGUGAUGCCUUGGAAGUAGUAAGGAAUCAUCUCAGAUCUCUUCCCACGAUUGCCAGGCCCGAGAAGGGAGAAGUGAUGCAGUUGUAUAUUUCAGCAUCACCAAAAACGGUAGCAGCCGUUUUGAUAGUGGAAAGGAAGAAGCAGCAGAAGCCGAUAUACUUUGUCAGUCAUGUAUUGAAUGCGGCAGAACGCAUAUAUCCAGUGAUAGAGAAGAUGGCGUUAACAGUAGUAGUGGCGGCUAGAAAGUUGAGGCCUUACUUUGAUGCACAUCCAAUAGAGGUGUUAACCAAUCACCCUUUGGAGAAAUCAUUGCAUAAAAUGGAUACAUCUGGUAGAUUAUUGACAUGGGCAGUUGAGUUGUCGGAGUAUGAAAUAAGCUACAGGCCGAGAACGUCAAUUAAGGCUCAAGCAUUGUCGGAUUUUAUUGUUGAAACCACAUACACGGACGAAGAGGAAGAAUUGGGCACAUGGCAGGUAUCACUUGAUGGUUCAGCUAUGGCAACGGGGGCAGGGGCUGGUGUUUGGGCUGGAAUUGUGAUAACGGCUCCGGACGGGAAAAUGUUUGAAUAUGCCAUGAAGCUUAAGUUCAAGGCAACAAAUAAUGAAGCCGAGUAUGAAGCUGCAAUAGCCGGAAUGCAGUUGUCAAUCACAGCAGAAGCAAAGCAGCUGGUUUUAACAACUGACUCCCAACUGGUAUCAAGUCAGUAUGAUGGAGAGUAUGAAGCUCGAGAGCCCGCAAUGGUGAAGUAUUUGGAGAAAAUGAAACAGUUAGCAGCGCAGUUACAAUAUUUUGAGAUAAAAUUAGUUCCGAGACUGAAAAAUGCUCAAGCGGAUGCGUUGGCAAGAUUAGCAAGUUCAAGUUUUGAUGACUUGGAAAGGACGGUCAUGGUGGAGGUUUUAAAGCAGAGAAGCAUAGAUGAGAUGUCGGCAGAGGUUUUGUGUAUUGAUGUUGGGAACCAGUGGUAUGAUAAAAUACUGGCAUACCUCAUCCAUGGUGCAGGGCCGGCGGAUAAGGGGGAGUUGAAAAGAUUAAGGAAAGAUAGCGUGUGGUUUGUCAUGUACCAAGGUCAGUUAUACAAAAGGGGGUUUUCACUGCCAUUGCAAAGGUGUAUAACGAAUUUUGAGUCAGCAAGGUUGUUAGAAGAAUUGCAUGAAGGUAGCUGUGGUAACCAUCUCGGAGCAAGAGCCUUGUCCAGAGAAGCAAUGAGAAGGGGAUACUACUAG